UGAACGCGUUGGAUUGGUUUUAAGAAAGUUUUCUUGCCUUUUGAUCGGCCACAGCGUUUUUUUAAUGGUCUUCUCUCGAGGAAAAUCUUUCCGGAAUGUUUCUUUUAAUAUUGAGGAUUUUUGUUAUUUCAGAAGCGUUUACUUUGCUUCGAGGUAAGUACAGCUUUUCCGAUGAAUCAAUACAUUGUCCUACUCAAUUUCAACUUAUGUUACUUUGAUAACUUAACUGCUAGUUUGAAUGUUUCCUUUUUUUAUAAUGACGACGCUAAAUAAAAUCUCGAGACGAUCAUGUUGAGAAAUUUACCCAUCCGUUACUCGUUAACCAUUACUUUAAAAGCACAAGUGGGUUCGAAUCGUUGGUAUCCAAAUAUUAAAAUGCUGGUCUCUGUUUGUUUAUUUCGCUUAAGACGGGUUCAUUUUAAAAUAAAAAAUGCAAUACCUUUCUCAGUUGUGUAAAAUGGAUUUAUCUUUUUAUAAUAACAUAAUGUUUAACUUCAUGUAUCGUUUACGAUGAAAACUUCAUUGUUACAAGCCCUUCAAUAUCAGUUUCGGGUACCCAUCAUUCCAUCAAGACUUCUUCAACUUAUGAAUUUAAUCCCUUUCCCUUCUGUGUUUGUUAGCUUCUGGUUCAGACUUGUGUCCUCUCAUCUUCUUAUUUAAUGACCUUUGCAUGUAAAUGAAAGCCACUUUCAGGAAAUUUUGUAGUAAGGUUCUUCAAGCGCAAUACAUAUAUUUAUGGUUGAAGUCGUGUAAAGAAUGUUUUUUCAGUACAAGGGUACAAAAAACGGAAAACGCAAACAAACAUUCAAAUAUAAUUUAUUUUUGAUGUUAUCCUUGAAAUGUUAAAUCUUAUUGACGUUGAUAUAUUUUCGCUCACGCUUCAAAAUAAACUGUGAAGUUUUUCCGUUUGGGACUUCACUGGGUCAAAGUUUCAUCCAAUCAGGGAAGUUAAAAAAAUCCAUAUUUUUUUUCGUUGACUCAUGAACUGGUCCAAGUUUUUCUUUUUCUUACUGGUUGGAAAAUUAUUGAAAUAUAUAUUGAUUGACUUGAUAUUGUUGCUGCUUUGUUUCAAAUCGAUCGAUUUAUCGGUCGUCAUUGAUUUUAAAACGGCUUAAAUGAUGUUAUAUUAAACAAUUAUUCACGAAGUGAAGUUACAUUGUGGUGGAAAUUUACCUCGCUGCUUUGCGGCUCGGAAGAAACCCAACCACUUUCACCGACACUUAGUAAGAUAAUUGUUACAAAAUACAUUACACAUGAGCCAAAAGAGUAGUUUAUUUCCGACAGUAUACUGAAUAUCAAACUCUUGAUGCGGGAAUUUUGUCUCUUUGGUUGUUCAGAGGUGAAAAGUACUUGUUAAGCAUUUCCGAGUUAGCUCAUCAGCGUACGAAAAAGUUCUAUUCACCCGUGUAGUAGGCGCUUGUUUGCUUUUUGGAGUAAUGUUCAAACGAGUUUGGAAAGUUAUCCGGGAUUAUAUUGGUUUUGCUUUACCUCGGUCUGUGAUUGGUCCAUAAAAUUUACGCCACAAUCUCAACCAAUCAAGUGCAAAGUUUUAAUCAAUCUUAACUUGGUCACUCACGUUUUCCCGUGCUUCAAGCAGCUUGCUGGUUUUUACCGUCUUUGUGAUUGGCUGUUGUGAUCACUUUGGUUUUGGUUUUCUUACACCCAAACGGAGUGUGCUCUUUCACAUGUCAGUCCCACUCCUAUCGGUGGCAACCUCUACUAAGAGAAUCAUCUUUUGCGUUAAUCAUCCAUAAAGAACGUAACGUAAUCAUCGAAUGAAUUCUAACCCACGUUCAGAUUGCAACUCAACAUGACUUUACCUCUCUUUUUCGUCACCUCGUUCUAGGAGUACCAAUUUUUGAGCCCGUAGGAUGCUACCUUGACAGCGGUACCUCACCUCGCCCCAUGCCACUGCUUCUUAAGGAUUUUCGCCCAGAAAUGAACUGGAAUAAUAUCGAGGCUGUAAUUAAACAGUGCGCAAGCUUGGCAUACAACAGAAGUCUCAGGUUGUUUUUAGAUCUCCUGUUGCUAUAAUACACGUCACGUUGCACUUAAUUUAUGAAUUUAUGUAUGUUGCUCAUUGGGUAUAAUUACUACGUUAUCUUACUUCUUUGUUGCUUCGGAUUCAGCUAUUUUGGACUACGCUAUUAUGGACAAUGUUGGUCCGGUGCAACCGCUGAUCAAACGUACAGUCGUGACGGACCGGAUAAGAGAUGCGUGAGAGGAGUAGGCCUGGAAUCAACCUACUUUGUGUACAAAUUUUAUGACUACAGUCAUCAAGGUGAGAAACAGGGACAGGUUUACCACUUCCCAUUUCCGUAUUGGAAAAAAAAGCAUACAUACACACGUUAAAACGGCGCGACAUGUGACUCUGAGAACUGCGUAAGGGAGUCUUUUAAGGAAGUGUGUAAGUGGUUCUAAGGCUCGUGGGUUAAGCGUUCCCGUGUGAUAAUUCAGAAAGAAAUGUACCGAGUAGUAACAGUGCUGUAUAAAGAUCGUUUCAACUCAACUUAUUCGCAAGCUUUCCGGGGAACCAGUUCUACUAAAUUCAAUGUCUACCUACGUGAUGGGCAAAAUAAGUAUUCUUCAAUGCAAAAUAACAUGAAAUGAAGUAAAUAUACGCAAUCAAAUUUUCUGCGCUUUAUUUUUCAUAGUUCCCGGAUGUAAUAUGGUGUGGAAGGCUCAGGAUAACUUCUGUUUUCUUGUGUCUGCAAAUUACAGUUCAACCGAGAAUAAAACGAAGGAAUACUGUCAAAAAAAUGAAGGAGACUUGUAUUAUGCAACAAAUAAAAGUGCAUUCCGCCUACUGGAACAGUUCCUUUACACGAUUGGGUCGAGUGCAAAUGGCGGAAAAUCUUCCCAAUGUAUUGUGGUAGGCCUUUUGAAUGCAAGCUCCUUCUCAAACUUACCUCUUACACAGCAGAAUAAAUCAAACUCGAUGACACACAUCUGUGCCACGAGAUUGCCAAGCCAAUGGAAGUUACAAGGAUGUCUUGUUAACAGCUGCGAUCAUUUGUGCAUCGCGCCCAGAGGUGAGGGUAUAGAUAUAGAAAUAUCCGUAUUUCACUUUACAAAAGGGAGAUUCCCAGGGGGAAGGAGGUUACGGCGGGGACCACAAUAGCCGCGUUCGGGUUAGGGUUAGUGUAUUUAUUACAAUUAUUUUACCCCGGGAAAUCUCAAACACCUAAGAUCUCGAACCGGGAAUUUAUAGACUCCACGAAAGGUUGAGUUCAACUGGACGCGACUAAAAAAAGAGAAAUCAACUUUAAUACUUCUUCAUUUCAGACAUCAGCCCUGUUUAUGGAACAUUCAUCCAGCAUGCCACAGACGCUGCUUUCACAGGUCACAUGAUUACCAGCCUGCUCGUCGAUGACGUCACUGUAUGUGCACGUGAAUGUCUGCUCUAUCGCAAUUGUGUGUCGUUUAAUUUCGAAUAUCUACCGACUGGAGGUCGAGAAUUAAUGAGUUCAGGAAGGGUCUGCGAGCUGAAUGACGAAAUUAGAGACAAUUGUUGGGCAAAAUUUCAUCGACGGAACAAUUAUAAAUACUAUGAAAGGCUGCAACUGUAA
Pocillopora meandrina is the source of this 3569-nucleotide messenger RNA. The record is from the annotation of a GenBank genome assembly. NCBI's taxonomy places the organism in Eukaryota, Metazoa, Cnidaria, Anthozoa, Scleractinia, Pocilloporidae.